CACCUAGUCGCCGCGCGGCCACUUCCGGCGCUUCCGGGUCGUCGCUUGGGUGGUAGUCCUGAGGCGGGGGCUGGUGACGCGGCCGGCGCCCUCGGGAGGCCGCGGAGGCGGGGCUCUGCCUGCGGCUCCGAGAGCGGCAGGACUCCCUGGGAGAAAUGGAUGUAAGCAUCUCCUGCAGUGAGCGAUUCCUUCUGCUUGCCAGAAUGGUUUGACCUCCAUACUGUCUUAAAUCUAGUAGAUUAGACAGAUACUGUGUUGCCAUAAUUCCCUGGCCCACAUAUAAGUGGGAUGCAGCCAGCUUGGUGUGAAAUUUUUAGACACUUCUCUCUGAAUCCCAGUUACUGAGGAAUUUAGGAAUUGGUCGUCCAUGCAAGACAGCCACACAGCAAAAAUGUUUGCAAAACUAAAGAAGAAAAUUGCCGAAGAGACUGCUGUUGCUCAGAGGCCAGGAGGCGCCACUAGGAUCCCACGGUCUGUGAGCAAGGAGUCAGUGGCUUCUAUGGGAGCUGACUCAGGAGAUGACUUUGCUUCUGAUGGAAGCAGCUCCAGAGAAGAUCUCUCAUCCCAACUUUUGAGAAGAAAUGAACAAAUCCGGAAGUUAGAGGCCAGACUUUCUGACUAUGCUGAGCAGGUCCGAAACUUGCAGAAGAUAAAAGAGAAGCUUGAAAUUGCAUUAGAAAAACACCAGGAUUCUUCCAUGCGGAAAUUUCAAGAGCAGAAUGAGACAUUCCAAGCCAACAGAGCCAAAAUGGCAGAAGGACUGGCUUUGGCAUUAGCCAGGAAGGACCAGGAAUGGUCAGAAAAGAUGGAUCAGCUUGAAAAGGAGAAAAGGUUUCUGACAGCUCAGUUGCAAGAAGUGAAGAACCAGAGUUUGAGUCUUUUCCAAAGGAGAGAUGAAAUCGAUGAAUUAGAGGGGUUCCAGCAGCAAGAACUAAGUAAAGUAAAGCACAUGCUUUUAAAAAAAGAAGAAUGUCUGGGGAAAUUGGAGCAAGAGUUAGAGGCACGAACCAGAGAACUUAAUCGCACUCAGGAUGAGUUGAGGACUUCCAGUCAGAUGUCAUCAGAGUUAAGCCAGAGGCUAGAAGAAUUGCAGAGACACCACUCAGCGCUGGAAGAGCAGAGAGAUCAUGUGACAGCUUCAAAAGCAGGUGCAGAAAAUAAGAUUGUAGCCCUGGAACAAAAGGAACAAGAGCUCCAAGCCUUCAUUCAGCUGCUUUCCAUUGACUUGCAAAAGGCCACUGCUGAAACUCAAGAGAAAGAAAAACUCAUCACACAUUUGCAGGAGAAGGUGGCAUCUUUGGAGAAGAGACUAGAACAGAACUUAUCAGGAGAAGAGCACAUGCAAGAACUCCUGAAAGAGAAAACAGUUGCUGAGCAGAAUUUAGAAGAUAUCAGACAGCAGCUCUUGGCAGCUAGAGGCAACCAGGCCAAGGCUGUUGGUGUCCUGGAGACUCGGGUGAAGGAGUUGGAGCAGAGUCUACAGGCCUCUGAGGAGCAGCUCAGCCAGAGCAGGAACACUGUGGCUGCCCAGGAAGCCCAGAUCCAGAAGCUUAUCACUGCAAACCAGGAGAGAAGCCUUUCACAAGAGCAGGUUCUUGUCAUAGAACAGCAGUUCAGGGAGCACACUCAUGCACUGGAGGCCCAGAUUGCCACCUUGGAACAGACAUGGGUGGCUAACCAGACAGCCUCAGAGCAGGGAAUGCGACAGUUGGAACAAGAAAACAUGGCCCUUAAAGAAAGCAGAAAUGAAUGCGAACGUAAUUUACAGCAGUACCAAUUAGAACUAAAGAAACUAAAGGAUGAGUGGAGCCAAAGAGAAAUUGUGAGCGUGGCCAUGGCUCAAGCCCUGGAGGAGGUUCGGAAACAGAGAGAAGAGUUCCAGCAACAGGCUACUGAACUGACCGCCAUAGUAGAUGAGAAGGAGCGGAGCCUGCGGGAGAAGGACGAGGUACUUCUCCAGAAAGAACAGGAGCUUUGCCAGCUGGAGAAAGGUCAUGAUUCUGCCCUGCUGCAGAUACAUCAGCUACAGUGUGAACUGGAGGCCCUCAAGAGCUGUAAGGCAGAGGAGGCAAUGGCAACCACAAUAGAAGAGGACCUCGUGCAGCUACAGGGCCACAAGCCUCUUGUAAUCUCAAAGGUCAUGCAGGAUCCUGCAUACCAGCUUCCAGCUACAGAAGGAACUCCAAAUGGUGAGGUUGGGGCCAUGGAUCUAGGGCAGCUACAGAAGGAAAAACAGGACUUGGAGCAGCAACUUACAGAGAAAAAUAAGAUCAUAAAGCAGAUGCAGCAGAGGAUGUUGGAACUUAAGAAGACUCUGCAGAAGGAGCUGAAAAUCAGACCCGACAGUGAGCUAUUUGAAGUCCGGGAGAAGCCAGGCCCCGAGACGCCAAACAUGGCCCCUUCUGUCACCAAUAACGCUGACCUUACUGAUGCCCGAGAGAUCAACUUCGAGUACCUUAAACAUGUUGUUUUAAAAUUCAUGUCCUGUCGAGAAUCCGAGGCUUUUCAUCUUAUAAAAGCAGUGUCAGUGUUGCUGAACUUCUCACAAGAGGAAGAGAACAUGCUCAAAGAAACUCUGGAAUAUAAGAUGUCUUGGUUUGGAUCCAAACCAGCUCCCAAGGGCAGCAUCCGGCCGUCUAUCUCCAGCCCUCGGAUACCAUGGUCCUAGAUAGAGAACCUUCCAAAGUUGGAGCUCCAUUGGGUGGCAUUUUUCUGUGAAAAGAACACUGACACAUCAGACUGGGUGGGUUUUUAAUCACUGUAACUGCAGUAUUUUGUACAAGUGUCUAAACAUUGUUUACAAGACUUAAAGCCCACCUUCCUACAGGCUGACAAGAACUUCAGGAGGGAGCCAGUCCUGUCUUACUGAUUACCAAACAGGAGAAAGAAUCCCAGGCACUACCCAGAUUUCCACAGUGCUGCUAAUAUCCCAGCUCUGACCAGCUGCACCUAAGUCCUCUAACUUUUAACGUUAGCACUUAAAACUGAACUGCAGGUAUGUCAGGUGACAACUGAUUGUCAUGCAGAGGUGACAUGACAUUGGAGGUGAAGCUAGACCUUUGACAAAAAGCCAACUCAGGGGUGGUCUUUAACAUCCCCUUCCAUUAGCAUGUCUGGGUUCCAUCCUGAUGUGAGAAGAAACUUUUAAUCCUUCCUCUCAAGAAAACAUCACUUUGUUUCCCAAACUAGAACCUGAGAUGUGUCCAUCUCAUAGGUACCUGGGACCAGUGUGGACUUCUGAGGAAUAUGCAAGUUUGAAGGCAUCUCCGUUGUACUUGAGAACUAGCAAACAGACUAAAAGAUCUUUGAAGUAUAGCACCAAAUACACUCAAUUGCCUUUUUAAUGAAUGUACUGUCUUGGAUGGGUUGCUGGUAAACCAUUUUAAACUAUUUUUUAUAGCAAAAGUUCUUCGCUAUUAUAAACAUGUCUUCUGUAUUAUAAAAUUUAUUUAACUGGUGUUCCUAAAGGAAAAUCAGAACAUCAAGAGGAAAAUAUUUCUAGCAUCCUAUUUCCACUUCCCUUCUCUGGUGCCUGCUCCCCGAAGCAGUGGUUUUACUUGCUUUGCUCCUAAUUCUGUCACUGUAUCACUCACUGAGCAAAUGCAGUCACACUUUCUCUACCUAAGGACAACCUGCGGAACUCAGUGAAGCAGCUUCUGUCCCUUCUUCCCCAGCCUUGACCACGUUUGGAGGCAGUCUGCCUUGUGCAGAGCCAGGCUGGAGCUUCCUCUGCCCGUGUUUAAGCUGACACUACAUUCAUACAUGCCACCCAGACAGCCCCAGCUGGCUGCGGCUCUCAACAGCAUACAUGCCUUGGUUGUAGCUGAUAAAAAACUUGUGUUCAUUUUGACACUUGUUCUGAAUAAGCCACAUCAGAUCUAAAGGGAAACCAUAUGAUUUAGCUUGAUAAAAGUUUCAUUGGUAAAUAAACUGAAUUAAUAACUGGAGUU
Nannospalax galili (Upper Galilee mountains blind mole rat) is the source of this 3950-nucleotide messenger RNA. It is a transcript of the gene Golga1, whose product is annotated as golgin A1. Gene Ontology annotation, cellular component: Golgi apparatus. Lineage: Eukaryota; Metazoa; Chordata; Mammalia; Rodentia; Spalacidae. The transcript is spliced from 24 exons. The coding region runs from base 368 to 2668 and encodes 766 amino acids. The record is from RefSeq and is a predicted model, not a curated record.